This is a messenger RNA of Pieris brassicae (large cabbage white), 1627 nucleotides long. Its product is annotated as CLIP domain-containing serine protease 14D-like. Gene Ontology annotation, biological process: proteolysis. The transcript is spliced from 9 exons. The record is from RefSeq and is a predicted model, not a curated record. Lineage: Eukaryota; Metazoa; Arthropoda; Insecta; Lepidoptera; Pieridae. Gene Ontology annotation, molecular function: serine-type endopeptidase activity. Bases 42 to 1142 code for a protein of 366 amino acids.
GGCCCGUGACAUGUGACCACAAUAUAUAGUGAUAAUUAAUCAUGAUUCGUGAAUGGAAAUUAAUUAUGAAACAAGUGUGUUUGUGGAUUUUAUUAAUCAAAACCGCGAACGGACAGUUCGGAAGUAUAUCAAUAAGUUUAGAAAGAAAACCACGGGUUGACGAUGAUUCAAAUCUUGCAAGAUGUCCACCCAACACAAUAUGUGUUCCAGUUAGUCAAUGUCCACUAUUAGAAGAUUUGUUGGAUUAUGCGUGUUUCUCUUCAGACAGAUAUUUUCUCCGUUUGAACGAAUUAACAUGUGGAAGCUCAAAUGAAGAAGAUUUUGUGUGCUGUCCGUCUUGUGAGUGUGGCCGGGUGUAUCAACAUGGCAACCCUGAAUGCGGACAGAGCAUGGUACGAGGGAUUGACUAUAAUGGUUUAGGGGCACAGCCCUGGGUCGCUAGAGUGGGUUUCGCAAACAAAGAUACGGGUAGUGUGAAGUUUGCGUGCACAGGCUCCAUCAUCGGCAAAAGGAUAAUUCUAACAGCUGCUCACUGUGCGUUGGCCAAACCGGAAGGGUACAAAUUAUCCACAGUGGUGGUGGGUGAAUGGGACGUCAGCCGUAGUCCAGAUUGUUCAGAUUUCUUCUGUGCACCGCCGCCACAAGCCCUCAAAGUUGAGAGCGUCUCGGUACACCCUGGAUACGAACAGAAGAUAUUCAGACAUGACAUAGCACUCAUCAUUUUGAAGGAUGAAAUUAAAUACUCCGUGACAGCUGCACCUAUCUGCCUUAAUGACAGGCCAUUGGUAGUGGACGAACGGGCCUCGCUCGUGGGCUGGGGAAAACUGUCCGGACAAAGUACAGCGGCGAGUCAUCAACAACAAUUGGAAGUCCCAAUAGUCCCCUUAGAAACGUGUGAGCGAGUGUUCGGUGAAUCCGUACCCAUACACGAGGGACAGUUAUGCGCUGGGGGGGAACAGGGGAAGGAUGCUUGUUCCGGCUUUGGUGGGGCUCCCCUGGUUAUGAAGAGGGACGGAAUGUUUGUACAGGUUGGCAUAGUGUCAUUUGGCUCCGAGAACUGCGGAAGCGAAGGUGUGCCCAGCGUUUACACCAAUAUAGGGCACUAUCAUCGCUGGAUUGUCGAUAAUUCGCCCUCAAAUUAAUGUAAUCCCUUACAACAAAAUAGUCUUAGUUUAAGAAUCUUAAGACUCAAACUUUAGCACCACACGUCGCCAGUUGAUUAUCAAGAGAGAGUUGUCAGGAGAGAGAGAGAGACCACAGAGGAUGGGAAAAGGCCGAGUUUUAUACGGUAAGUUAAAACUCAACUGUGGUCUCGACUGUACAAUAAAUAAAACAUCGUAAAAAUAAAUUUUGACAAAUAAAUUAUUACAAUAAGUAUUUUCGUUUCUCUACCUGCAAAACCUUUUCAAAACAAAGCAUUAUUACUAAUAACACUGUUUUAAUAUCGCGAUAGUAAGGUUUAAUUCAUCGUAUACAUAACUUUUGUAAAACACGCUUUAUCAAGCAUUGAAAAUUGUCAUUGUAAAUAAUGUUAUAUCAAGGCCCAUAGAAAAUCGAUGUAAAAUUAUCGACACGAGUGGGUUUGAUGUAAAUUAUAUCUCUACCAUAUGUAUUAGUUUAUUGUUAA